Staurois parvus is the source of this 882-nucleotide messenger RNA. The record is from the annotation of a GenBank genome assembly. NCBI's taxonomy places the organism in Eukaryota, Metazoa, Chordata, Amphibia, Anura, Ranidae.
AUGAUCCUGCUGGAGGUGAACAACCGCAUCAUCGAGGAGACCCUCGGCCUCAAGUUCGAGAAUGCGGCGACCGGGAAUAAACCAGAGGCGGUGGAGAUGACAUUUGCAGACUUUGAUGGCGUUCUGUAUCACAUCUCCAACCCCAACGGUGACAAGGGAAAAGUGAUGAUCAGUAUUUCAUUGAAGUUCUACAAAGAGCUGCAGGACCAUGGAGCGGAUGAGGUCCUGAAGAACUCGUAUGGAAAUUACCUUGUUGCUCCAGAAUCAGGUUACAAUGUAUCUUUGCUGUAUGAUUUGGAGUCGUUGCCUCAAAACCGAGACUCCGUUAUCCACCAGGCCGGCAUGCUAAAGAGAAACUGCUUUGCCUCCGUGUUUGAGAAGUACUUCAGGUUUCAGGAAGAGGGAAGAGAUGGGGAAAAGAGAGCCGUCAUUCACUACCGGGAAGACGAGACCAUGUAUGUGGAAGCCAAGAAGGACCGGGUGACUGUGGUGUUUAGCACAGUGUUCAAGGAUGACGACGAUGUGGUGAUAGGAAAAGUAUUCAUGCAGGAGUUUAAGGAAGGGCGCCGCGCCAGUCACACAGCACCUCAGGUCUUGUUCAGCCAUCGAGAGCCUCCUCUGGAACUAAAGGACACAGACGCAGCAGUGGGCGACAACAUCGGUUAUAUCACAUUUGUGCUCUUUCCUCGUCACACCAAUGCCAAUGCAAGGGACAACACCAUCAAUCUCAUUCACACAUUCCGGGACUACCUGCAUUACCACAUCAAGUGCUCCAAGGCUUACAUCCACACCCGUAUGAGAGCUAAGACAUCUGACUUCCUAAAGGUCCUGAACCGCGCUCGUCCCGACGCAGAAAAGAAAGAGAUGAAAACUAUAUCGUAA